Messenger RNA from Rubroshorea leprosula, 949 nucleotides. The record is from the annotation of a GenBank genome assembly. Lineage: Eukaryota; Viridiplantae; Streptophyta; Magnoliopsida; Malvales; Dipterocarpaceae.
UAUAUAUAUAUAUACACUAACAUUACAAGAAAAAAACAGUCAUGGAUUUUAAUACCAAAAACGCUGAGGUAAAUCAUGAGCUCGAUGACAAGGAAUACAGAAAACAGACCCGCAAGCGUUUGAUCAUCAUCGGAAUCUCCACCUUCGUUUUGAUUGUAGUCAUCAUCGGUGCGGCGUUGGGGAUGUUUUUACCGACGAAGACGACGCCGCCGCCUCCUCCAUCAGAAGUUUCAAAUUUCUCAUCAGCCCAGUCCAUCCAAGAGAUGUGUGCCACCAUGACUCCCUACCCUUAUUCCUGUAUUUCUAGCAUAUCUUCUCUCCAGAACUCCUCCAAUAAUUCCGAUCCUAAACAUUUCUUCAAGUUAUCCAUGCAGGUUUCUCUUAACGAGUUAGUGAAUCUGUCCUCUAUUCUUUUCUCAAAAGCCUAUGGGAAUUUGAGCAGUGACCCUCUAGUGCAAAGGGCAUUGAAUUAUUGUGAAAUCAUUAUGAAUGAUGCCAUAGGUCAUGUCAACGAAUCCAUUGCUUCUUUGCAAGGGGAUCAGGGGGAGGUGAUGUUGUCGAUGGACAAGGUCAACAACAUCAGGGUGUGGCUAAGCGCCGCCGUUACGGGUCAGAAAACGUGCUUGGAUGGCCUGGAGAAGGUGGCUACGAAUCAGUCUCAGACGGUUCUGUCCGGUGAUUUAGAAAAUGCUUUGCAUAUCUCCACCGAGUUCACCAGCAAUAGCUUGGAGAUUGCGUCAAACAUUAUGAAGAUUCUUCAAAAUUCCCAAACUCCGAAUCAUAAUAGAAAAUUAUUGAAGAUCGACGGCGGAGAUACAUGGAGGAGGAAAUUCCUAGAACGGAAUUGACUGUGUCAUGGCGGCCUAGGACGGCAGAGAAGGGCCUACAAGCCAAGUCUCAAGAUGAUUGUCCUGGACUUCUGGAUCAGUAAUUAAAAAACGGCAGAGUG